AAAUACGUCUGUAUCUUGAAGCAAUGUAGAGAUAAAGUAUUGAGCAUUUUCGGCAACAAAACCAAGCAGAACCCGCAGGACGGAAGCGAAACGUUGAAGAUUUUGAUCCCGGAGCUGCUUUUACCCGGAUAUUCCUUCUACACCUGGCCGUCUGCUCAAGUUUUGGCGUGGUUUCUGUGGGAACGACGACUGUCCUUGCCGAACAAGCGGGUGCUGGAGCUGGGAGCUGGAACAUCCCUGCCCGGAAUAGUCGCAGCCAAGUGUGGUGCUCACGUAACACUGAGCGACUGCAGCACUCUACCGAAGACACUCCAGCACAUACAGCGGUGCUGCCGGUUGAACAGUCUUACUCCCGGGAAGGACAUCGAGGUGGUUGGAUUGACGUGGGGACUGUUUUUGGAUCAGAUCUUUCAGCUGGGGCCGAUUGACUUCAUCAUCGGAUCGGACAUUUUCUACGAUCCGUCGGUUUUCGAGGACAUCCUGGUUACGGUGUCGUUCCUGUUGGAAGCCAACCCUCAAGCGAGGUUUCUUGUUGCCUAUCAGGAACGGAGCUCGGACUGGUGCAUUGAAACGCUGCUGAAGAAGUGGGGCCUCCAGUGUAACAUCGUAGAUACGGAGCAUCUGGGAUCAGAGCUUGGCAUCGAUUCGCAAGAGUUGAUGGGCAAUCAUACCAUCCAUCUGCUGGAAGUUACGAGGCGAUCUUGA
This is a messenger RNA of Aedes albopictus (Asian tiger mosquito), 705 nucleotides long. RefSeq names its product histone-arginine methyltransferase METTL23-like. Lineage: Eukaryota; Metazoa; Arthropoda; Insecta; Diptera; Culicidae. The record is from RefSeq and is a predicted model, not a curated record. Gene Ontology annotation, cellular component: nucleus; cytoplasm. The annotation marks the transcript as partial. The transcript has a single exon.